Messenger RNA from Hibiscus syriacus, 1140 nucleotides. Its product is annotated as peroxidase N-like. Bases 74 to 1066 code for a protein of 330 amino acids. Lineage: Eukaryota; Viridiplantae; Streptophyta; Magnoliopsida; Malvales; Malvaceae. Gene Ontology annotation, molecular function: peroxidase activity; heme binding. The transcript is spliced from 5 exons. Gene Ontology annotation, biological process: hydrogen peroxide catabolic process; response to oxidative stress. The record is from RefSeq and is a predicted model, not a curated record.
ACACCGGUUAUAAAUAGAGCUUCAAAGAUUUCUGAUUCAUGUCACCCCUUGGCCCUAAACCUUAUUAGCAUUAAUGAUGAAGAGUUCAAACAACUUCAAGGCUGAUUCUCUGCUUUUGAUCAGCUUGCUGCUUUGUUUAGGUGUGAGAUCCCAACUAACAACUGAUUUCUACUCGGAAACAUGCCCGACUCUUCUUUCGAUCGUCCGAAAACAAGUUCAAAAUGCGAUCAAGACGGAGAUAAGAAUGGCGGCCUCUCUGCUCCGGCUUCAUUUCCAUGAUUGCUUUGUGAAUGGCUGCGAUGCAUCGGUUUUGUUGGACGGAGACAACACGACCGAGAAGUUCGCUCUUGCUAACGUAAACUCGGCGAGGGGAUUUGAAGUUGUUGAUGCGAUAAAAAGUGCCAUAGAGAGCUCGUGCAGCGGAGUUGUAUCGUGUGCUGAUAUAUUAGCCAUCGCUGCUCGUGACUCUGUUGUCUUAAGUGGAGGACCGACAUGGAGAGUCUUAUUAGGAAGGAGAGACGGAACGGCUUCGAGCGCGACGCAAGCGAAUGCGACGCUUCCUUCUCCAUUUGAGGCACUGGAUGAAAUCAUUCAAAAGUACACCAAUGUUGGCCUGAACGUAACUGAUGUAGUGUCAUUAUCAGGCGGUCACACAAUCGGAUUAGCAAAGUGUUCCACCUUCAACAACAGGCUAUUCAACUUCUCGGGAACCGGUGCGCCCGACGGUACGAUGGAGGUGAGCAUGUUAUCGGAUCUGAAAAGCUUCUGUCCGGCUAACGGUGACAGCAACAGGUUCACCGUGCUCGAUAGGAACUCGACUGAUCUAUUCGACAACCAUUAUUUCAAGAACUUGGUGGAUGGGAAGGGGUUAUUAGGUUCUGAUCAGAUAUUAUAUUCCAGUGAUUCGGCCGUUUCGACGACUAAAAGCCUCGUCGAAAGCUACAGCAAGGAUUCGAAACUGUUCUUCAAUGACUUUGCCAACUCCAUGAUCAAGAUGGGGAACAUAAGUCCACUUACAGGGUCUAAUGGAGAGAUUAGGAAGAACUGCAGAGCUGUUAAUUCUUAGUUUGCAGUUUAAUAGUAACAGGGUUUGAUCAAAUAAAAAAGAAUCAUACUUAAAUUUGGUGUUGAUGGAAGAAC